CUGAGCCUCAGACACACAUUGGAGAUGAAUUCUUACAAUCGAGCUUUAAUGAAGCUCACGAGCAAGUGGACAGGGCUGUUAAUGACACAAUAAGUCAGCUGUUCCAAAGAGAGCGAAACAGUUCACCAAAUCCUCAUGAACUGCUGAGAAUAUUUCGGUUUCCAACCGGAGAAGGAAGAGAAAUUGCCAGAGCUGCUGAGAAGAUUGAGCAGACCUUGAGGAUCGUGAAGACUCACGUGGAAUCUGGAAUGGUUUUCAAUUUAACAAGUUACAAUUAUCAAGACCUUCUUUCUCCAGAAAAGUUAAUACUUCUGACAAAUUUGUCUGGAUGCUUGUCACACAGACGAACUGUUCAUUGCUAUGAUAUGUGCUUCCAUAAUAAGUAUAGGACCAUAGAUGGCACUUGCAAUAAUCUACGGAAUCCAUUAUGGGGGUCGUCCUUAACUGGGUUUAGGCGAAUCCUUCCUCCCAUUUAUGAAAAUGGGUUCAAUACACCCAUAGGGUGGUCCAAAACUAAACGUUAUCACGGGUUUUUCAAACCAAGUGCUAGGUUGGUAUCCACUCGCAUCAUUAGCACUGAAGAAGUCUCUCCUGAUCACCACUGUACACACAUGCUGAUGCAGUGGGGACAAUUCUUGGAUCAUGACAUUGACCAUGCACUUCCAUCAAUAUCUUCAGAGAGUUUUCAUGAUGGAGUCAGUUGCCAAAGGUCAUGUGACUAUGCUCCGCCAUGCUUCCCAAUUGAGAUCCCACCAGAUGACCCUCGUAUUCGUCAUCAUCGUUGCAUGGAAUUCACAAGGUCCUCUGGAAUUUGUGGUUCAGGAAUGACAUCUGUGUUUUUCAAUACUGUGUUACCAAGGGAACAAAUUAACCAGCUCACAUCUUAUAUCGAUGGCUCUCAGGUAUAUGGGUCAAGCGCAGGAGAAAUGAGGUUACUCCGUAAUUUGACAAAUAACAUUGGCGACUUACGCACAGGAAUUUUAAUGUCCUCAGGAAAACCCCUCAUGCCUUUUAGUGAUGGUGCUCCAGUAGACUGUCGACGAGACCUGAGUGAGAGCGCGAUUGACUGUUUCGUAGCUGGUGAUAUUAGGGCAAAUGAACAGUCUGGCUUAACUGCAAUGCAUACACUUUGGUUCAGAGAGCACAAUAGAGUUGCUCAAGCAAUGAGAGAACUUAAUCCACACUGGGAUGGAGAUAUGGUAUUUCAUGAAGCAAGAAAGGUUGUUGGUGCUGAGAUGCAACACAUUACUUAUACACAUUGGAUGAAGCACAUUUUAGGUCCACAGGGAAUGGAGAUGUUAGGGGAAUAUAAAGGCUAUGAUCCAUCCAUCAACCCUACAGUUAGUAAUGUGUUUGCUACUGCAGCUUACAGGUUUGGGCACUCACUUAUCAACCCAAUCCUUCAUCGCCUGAAUGCUACAUUCCAGCCUAUAGCUGAAGGCCAUUUACCUUUGCACAAGGCUUUCUUUAGCCCUUGGCGUAUUGUACAGGAAGGAGGUAUUGACCCUCUACUUAGAGGCCUUUUUGCCACUCCAGCUAAACUAAAGAUACCUGGGCAGUUCCUGAACACGGAGCUCACAGAAAAGUUAUUCCGUGCAGCUCAUGAGGUAGCACUUGACCUUGCGUCACUGAAUAUCCAGAGAGGUAGAGAUCACGCUCUCCCUGGUUACACUGAGUACCGACGAAUUUGUAACCUUUCUGUACCUGAAGACUUUGACGAACUAGCUGACGAUAUAUCUUCAGUAGAAAUCCGUGAAAAACUCAAACAGCUGUAUGGUCAUCCAGGUAAUGUUGAUGUGUGGGUUGGAGGAUUAUUAGAAGAUCGUCUUGAUGGAGCACGAGUGGGGCCAACAUUCCUUUGCUUACUUGUAGAGCAAUUUAGAAAAUUACGUGAUGGUGACAGAUUUUGGUACGAGAGUCCAUCUGUGUUCACUUCGGAGCAACUGGCACAAAUAAGACAAAUUACUUUAGGCCGAGUGUUGUGCGAUAAUGGUGAUGAGAUCAAUGAUGUGACACCAGAUGUAUUUGUGUUGCCAAGAGAGCAGACUCCAGCUUUUAUACCAUGCAGUGAUGUACCGAUUGUUGACCUGCGCAUGUGGAAAGAAUGUUGCUCAGAUUGUCGUAACUCGGGAAAUUUUCACCGACUGUCAGAUCCUGGUGUUCGUUUUCGACGGCAGACAGACUUUACCCAUGUUGAAGACAGGGAACAUGAAUUAAUGGGUAUUGAUGACGAUGAACAAAUUAUCUUUCCGGAGUAUUCUUCACCUAGAACUUUUAAAUACAAUCCAAGGAAUUCCUCCGUUACAUCAGAGAGUUCUUACCAACAUUCUUACAGCUUUAAUGGACUCUUGUCUGAAGACUCUUCUAAUGAAAGUGAAGAUGAAGAAAUCAUUGUUGAUGAUUUUGGAACUUACGAACAAGACAUGACUGAACAACGAAUAGAGGGUAUUGAGGUCUUGGUUGAGCAACUCUCAAAAACAGUUAUGGAGCUGAACAAAAAGGUUGAUACAUUGGAAAAAAUGUGUGAUGGCAAUAUUCGGAAAAAAAAGAUAUGCAAAGAUGAAGACGGUAGAGAACGCAGACAGAGGGAAAUCUGGAAAAAAGAUCCAUGCACUUCUUGUAGAUGUCGG
Messenger RNA from Macrobrachium nipponense, 2630 nucleotides. Its product is annotated as peroxidasin-like. Lineage: Eukaryota; Metazoa; Arthropoda; Malacostraca; Decapoda; Palaemonidae. The record is from RefSeq and is a predicted model, not a curated record. Gene Ontology annotation, biological process: response to oxidative stress. Gene Ontology annotation, molecular function: peroxidase activity; heme binding; protein binding.